Rhagoletis pomonella (apple maggot) is the source of this 978-nucleotide messenger RNA. RefSeq names its product protein krueppel-like. Lineage: Eukaryota; Metazoa; Arthropoda; Insecta; Diptera; Tephritidae. The coding region runs from base 1 to 978 and encodes 325 amino acids. The transcript has a single exon. The record is from RefSeq and is a predicted model, not a curated record.
AUGGACACCGGCUCGCAACUACGUCGCAACUUGCGUGUGAAGACCAGCCCGCCUAGUAGUCCUGUUUGUACGCCUGUCAUAAAGUACGAACCGGCGCCAUCUAUCGACGACAACGAAGAUGAAUUAUCAGGCGUGGCCAGCCUUGGGAUAGGAAGUCAAAGUGGCACGAUUUCCGUUGGUAUUACGGGUGACAGCACAGCUAUUCUCCCAGUCGAAGGCGCGGAUGAUGAGCAGCCGUGUGAUCUUCGCUUGAGCUCUUUUCGGAUGAAUCUUGUGUCAAUGGCGCUGCAACAGGCGGCAGCAGCCGUAAUAAGCGGUGGAUCAGUCACGAGCCCUUCAGGUAUUCAACAAGCUGCGUUGCAAACAAUGGCUGCCGCACCCCCAACCCACCUCCCGUCCCUGAUUAAUUUUCCGCAUCCGCAUACACCCCAUACACACGCCCAGUUACCAAGUCAAGCUUCGGCGCAACCGCGCUCGAUUACACCAACCCGUCGUUACAGCACCAGCACCAGCACAGCUACAAGCGGAGGUCCUGCUGCUGGAGUUGGACCCGAAGUAGUGCCUUCAAAUAGGGUAGCAUCACCACUAGGUGGGGCUAUUAGCGUUGGGCCGCUUACGGCCGCUUCUAAUUCAUCUGCUACCUCAGGACCGUCUACCUCGGCAGCAGCAGCGGCUGCCAGCUCAGCACUUUUGACCGGUGCCAAUAGUAGUGACGAGGUGGCAGCAGGCAGAGGGGGCGCCAUUAGCAAUAGUGGCAGCAGUCAUAUCGCUGUCAUUGCUCCAGGAUCUGGGGGCUCUUUCGGUGGCGCAUAUACGUGUGAACGCUGUGGUAAUUCUUAUGCCCGACCGCAUAGCUUAAAUCGGCAUAUGCGCUUCGAAUGCGGUGUUGAGCCGAAGUUUGAGUGCCCGAUUUGCCACAAGAAGUCAAAACAUAAACAUAACCUCGUUUUGCACAUGCGCACACACCAACAUCGAUGA